AUGUGUACUAACAAUAAUCCUUUAUAUCUGAAUAACAUUUUUGAUGAGACCCAUCCAGAAUUAAUAGAUUUACAUGAAAAUUUACAAGAAUUCCAAAAUGAUUUUAUGGAAACUUCAUCUGAAGAUAUUGAAACAGAAAAUAUUAUUGAGACCAAUGUGGUAGAAGAUUUUGAUGAUGACUUUGAUGAUGACUUUGGUGAUGAAAUAAAUAAUGAAGUUUUUUCAGAAAUAGAAAUUAAAAAAUUUGAAAAAAUUUACAAUAAUGAACCAAUUGAAGAGUCAGAAAUUAGUGAAUUGGAAGCUGAGAAAGAAAAAUUAAAUAGAAAAAAUGAAGAAGCAAAAAAUUAUAUUAUAAACAUACUUAAAAAAAAAUGUUGUAAAUCAAGCUCAAUAAUUGUUUGA
This is a messenger RNA of Entrophospora sp. SA101, 402 nucleotides long. Lineage: Eukaryota; Fungi; Glomeromycota; Glomeromycetes; Entrophosporales; Entrophosporaceae. The record is from the annotation of a GenBank genome assembly.